UACCUAUCCACAGAAGCGAAACGUCCUUUGGCUGAUGGUUUAUUAGUUUUCCUGAAAAUUCAGUGUCAGGUAAACAAAAUUGAGCACAGUGGGUGCAAAAUUUAAGUUAAAAAUACAAAUAUUUUGAUUUACUUUUGUAAACUGAAUAAUAUUCAAGAACCAUGGGGGAACGUAAAGGAACAAAUUUAUACUAUCCACCUGAUUAUGAUCCACGUGUUGGUGGAUUAAAUAAAUUUCUUGGUACCCAUGCACUACGAGAGAGAGCAAGGAAGCUCCACAUGGGUAUCCUUAUCAUCAGAUUUGAGAUGCCAUAUAAUAUAUGGUGUGAAGGAUGUGGAAAUCAUAUAGGAAUGGGUGUUCGUUAUAAUGCAGAAAAGAAAAAGAUUGGAAUGUAUUAUAGUACACCAUUGUAUCAGUUCCGCAUGAAAUGUCAUCUUUGUGAUAAUCAUUUUGAAAUAAAGACUGAUCCUGCAAAUUUAGAUUAUGUAAUAGUGAGUGGAGCAAGACGUCAAGAAAAUAGAUGGGAUCCAAAGGAAAAUGAGCAAGUUGUACCAGAAACAAAAGAAGUAUCAUGCAGACUUUACGACGAUGCUAUGUAUAAGCUAGAGCAUGGUAUAGAAGAUAAGAAAGUAGCGAAAUCCCGUGAUUCCGCCUUGGAGAGUGCAUUGGCAUUAAAGGAUGCUACUUGGAAAGAUGAUUAUACUUCGAAUUGUGCAUUACGUUCGGCUUUUAGAUCAAGAAAGAAGGAAUUACAGAAAAAACAAGGUCUUGAUCAAACAUUGCUUAAGAAAAGCGGAUUAAACAUUGAUUUAGUGAACGAACAUGAAGAUGAUAUAAAAUUGGCAAAGUUAUUAAUGCAUAAAAAAGAAGUAAAAAGAAACGGAAAUAAUUCAUUGAAACGGUUGGUUUCAAUCGUUCGAUCUAAAGAUAAGUUAAGAAAAUUAUCACAGCCUACAUCGAGUAGCGAUAUAAAAAAGCAGAAAGAUCAGUUACCAAAGCUGCCAGAAUUGACCCAACCAGAAUCUACAUCGAAAGCAGCUACCAGUGUAUUAAACAUCUCGUUAGUCACAUAUGAUAGUUCUGACACCGACAGUGAAUCGUAGUAUUAGAUAACAUGAUACAAAAGUCCAAUAUUUAUACAUCAAUUAAGGGUUGUGGUUCUACAAUAGCAGUUGUAGAGGAAAUUAGUUUCUUC
Molecule: messenger RNA, 1195 nt
Organism: Osmia bicornis bicornis
Lineage: Eukaryota; Metazoa; Arthropoda; Insecta; Hymenoptera; Megachilidae
Product: coiled-coil domain-containing protein 130 homolog
Exons: 6
Coding region: 162-1103 (313 amino acids)
Biological process (GO): mRNA splicing, via spliceosome
Cellular component (GO): post-mRNA release spliceosomal complex; U2-type spliceosomal complex
Source: RefSeq, a predicted model, not a curated record